AGCUGUUGUAUGUUGACAUAACACAACCGUCCUUCCUUGUGUGAAUGUUCUGUAAUUUUCAACUGGAUUAUGCACAAUUUAUACAAGCACAUGGAAUUUUAAAUAUAUUGGGAGACAAUUACAUGAUUUAGACAGUAAGACACGAGUGAGGAGUUCCUAGAAAAUGAGGUGUCACUACGAAGUACUCGGAGUCUCCCAGAGGGCCACAGAUAUUGACUUGAAAAAGGCUUAUCGGCAAAUGGCACUUGUGUGGCAUCCAGACAAGAAUCCAGACAAUAUGGAAGAAGCAAAAAUUCAGUUUCAACUGAUCCAGGCAGCUUAUGAAACCUUAUCUGAUCCUCAGGAGAGAGCCUUUUAUGACCGCAACCGUGACAGCAUUCUCAGGGGUAAAGGAUCUGGUUCAGAUCCUACGCCAGAAACUGUUAAUCUGUUUGAGUUCUUUUCAAGUCAGUGUUACUCUGGCUUCAAUGAUUCUGAGAAGGACUUCUACACUGUAUACAGGCAAGUGUUUGAGAUGAUUGCUGUGAAGGACAUGCAGUAUAUGAACGAUGAGGAGGAUAUCAUUAUACCAAACUUUGGCUCCAGUGAUAUGGACUUAGAGGAUGUAGCUGCAUUUUAUGGUUACUGGUCAGGCUACUGCCUUAUGAAAAUUGAGAAAGACAAUAACAAAGCUCGUCAAAAGGCUGGCAACAGUUCAAUGAAGAAGUCAGAGCUCUUGUUAUUUGUCAUGAAGAACAAGCAGUGGAUUGCAUAG
This is a messenger RNA of Homarus americanus (American lobster), 754 nucleotides long. Its product is annotated as dnaJ homolog subfamily C member 21-like. The coding region runs from base 164 to 754 and encodes 196 amino acids. NCBI's taxonomy places the organism in Eukaryota, Metazoa, Arthropoda, Malacostraca, Decapoda, Nephropidae. The record is from RefSeq and is a predicted model, not a curated record. Gene Ontology annotation, cellular component: cytoplasm. The transcript is spliced from 7 exons.